Tyto alba (common barn owl) is the source of this 4863-nucleotide messenger RNA. It is a transcript of the gene KLC1, whose product is annotated as kinesin light chain 1. The coding region runs from base 391 to 2304 and encodes 637 amino acids. The transcript is spliced from 16 exons. Lineage: Eukaryota; Metazoa; Chordata; Aves; Strigiformes; Tytonidae. The record is from RefSeq and is a predicted model, not a curated record. Gene Ontology annotation, biological process: axo-dendritic transport. Gene Ontology annotation, cellular component: membrane-bounded organelle; cytoplasm; kinesin complex. Gene Ontology annotation, molecular function: kinesin binding.
GGGAGCGCGGGGCGGGGGCAGCGGCGGCUGCCUCCAGCUGUCAGCGCCCGCUCCGCCCGGGCCGGGCCCUGCGCCGAGCAGCGCGGCCGCCGGGCUGGGCCGGGGCUGCCAGCGCUUCGGGGGAGGCACUGAGGGUGCCGCGGUGCUGACCCGCUUCCUUCCUUCCUUCCCUCCCUCCUUCCCUCCCUCUCUCUCUUCGCUCCUCUAUCCCCCCUCACCCCCCCAAAAAAACCCCAACCCUUUUCCUUCCUCCCUUCCGCCCGCCCAUCGCUGACAUCCUCCUCCGGUCGCCUCCUCCCCACCCACCCUGCCCCCCCCGCCGCGGGCUGCGCGGCCCCCGCCGCCUCAGCGAGCGCUGCGCACAUCGCCCGAGCCUGCAGCACCGAGCGAAUGUAUGAAAACAUGUCCACAAUGGUGUAUUUAAAGGAAGAGAAGUUGGAGAAGCUUACUCAAGAUGAAAUCAUUGCCAAAACUAAGCAAGUGAUUAAUGGACUAGAGGCACUCAAGAAUGAACACAAUUCAAUUUUACAGAGCUUGCUCGAAACACUGAAGUGUUUGAAGAAAGAUGAUGAAACUAAUCUGGUUGAAGAAAAAUCAAACAUGAUUCGAAAGUCACUGGAAAUGCUGGAGCUUGGCCUUAGUGAAGCACAGGUGAUGAUGGCCUUGUCAAAUCACUUAAAUGCAGUGGAAUCGGAGAAGCAGAAAUUGCGUGCUCAGGUUCGCCGGCUAUGUCAGGAAAAUCAGUGGCUACGGGAUGAACUAGCCAAUACACAACAGAAACUACAGAAAAGUGAGCAAUCUGUGGCUCAACUGGAGGAAGAAAAGAAACAUCUAGAGUUCAUGAAUCAGUUAAAAAAAUAUGACGAUGAUAUUUCACCAUCAGAGGAUAAAGACACUGAUUCCACUAAAGAGCCUUUGGAUGACUUAUUUCCCAAUGAUGAAGAUGACCAAGGACAAGGAAUUCAACAGCAGCAUAGCAGUGCAGCAGCUGCUGCCCAACAAGGUGGCUAUGAAAUUCCAGCAAGAUUAAGGACCCUUCAUAAUCUUGUUAUUCAGUAUGCUUCCCAAGGUAGAUAUGAGGUUGCCGUACCUCUCUGUAAACAAGCUCUUGAAGAUCUGGAGAAGACUUCGGGUCAUGAUCAUCCUGAUGUUGCCACUAUGUUGAACAUACUUGCUCUGGUGUACAGAGACCAGAACAAAUACAAAGAUGCAGCAAAUCUCCUGAAUGAUGCCUUGGCUAUCCGUGAAAAGACUUUGGGCAAAGAUCAUCCAGCGGUGGCAGCAACUCUAAACAAUCUUGCAGUACUUUAUGGUAAACGAGGAAAAUACAAAGAAGCUGAACCAUUGUGUAAGCGAGCUCUGGAAAUCAGAGAAAAGGUCCUGGGGAAGGAUCACCCUGAUGUUGCCAAACAAUUAAAUAAUUUGGCUUUACUAUGCCAGAACCAGGGUAAAUAUGAGGAGGUUGAAUACUACUAUCAGAGGGCCCUGGAAAUUUACCAAACUAAGCUGGGACCAGAUGAUCCAAAUGUUGCAAAAACAAAGAAUAACCUGGCAUCCUGCUAUCUAAAACAGGGCAAAUUUAAGCAAGCAGAAACUUUAUACAAAGAGAUUCUUACUCGUGCUCAUGAACGGGAAUUUGGCUCUGUAGAUGAUGAAAAUAAGCCUAUUUGGAUGCAUGCAGAAGAGAGGGAAGAAUGCAAAGGAAAGCAAAAAGAUGGCACAUCUUUUGGAGAAUAUGGGGGCUGGUACAAAGCUUGCAAAGUUGACAGUCCAACAGUAACAACUACCUUAAAGAACCUUGGGGCACUUUACAGACGGCAGGGAAAAUUUGAAGCUGCUGAAACAUUAGAAGAGGCAGCAAUGAGAUCUCGUAAACAGGGUCUUGACAAUGUUCAUAAACAGAGAGUUGCUGAAGUGCUGAAUGACCCUGAGAGCAUAGAAAAAAGGCGAAGCCGAGAAAGCCUCAAUGUUGAUGUGGUAAAGUACGAGAGUGGUCCUGAUGGAGGCGAGGAAGUGAGUAUGAGCGUAGAAUGGAAUGGGGAUGGCACUGGAUCUUUAAAACGCAGUGGUUCCUUUAGCAAGCUUCGUGCUUCCAUUAGACGCAGCAGUGAGAAGCUGGUUAGAAAGCUGAAGGGAGGAAGUUCACGGGACAGUGAACCAAAGAACCCGGGCAUGAAGCGUGCCAGUUCUCUGAAUGUUCUUAACAUGGGUGGCAAGGCUACUGAAGAUCAUUUUCAAGAACGAAAUAAUUGUCUGACAGACUCGAGAGCUCUGAGUGUCAGUCAUACUGAUUUGGCGCAUUGAGAUUCUUGGACAGAAGCUAGCUAAUAUUCCUUUGUGAAUAAAGAAGCACUGAGACCUUCAAAGCUUUGGUUCCUCAUCACUAUGUAUAGGAACAACUAGUUUGUAGAUCCUUCAUUGUUUUUGUUUUGUUUUCCAGUGGACUGCUGUUUUUCCUUUUCUAAAUAGGGAUGAUUUUAAGCACUGCAUUAGUGGGUAUUUUCUUCUAAAGGAAAACGAUAUAGAUCUAUAUUGCUUGUUGCACUGCUCCCAUUCAUGUUACUUAUGUUGGUUUCUUAUAGUAGAUCUGAAUAUUACAGCAGCCAAAAAAAUGUAAAAAUACAAAUGUAUUUAAAGCAUACCAAAAUGCAGGCAAAAUUAAGUGUGUAGCAGUAAAUAUAUACAGUGCUGCAAUGAGAAAAGGAUAAAUUUAUGUGCAUUACUGUAUAAAUUCAAGUUGAGCAUACUGUAUUGGUGGGGCUGUCCUUUGCACCACUGAUCAUUAUAAUGUUAGAAACGUUAGCUGGCAGAACAGCACUUAGACACAGCUUACUUAACCACUAGACUAAGCUAUUAAAUUUUCCAGAAGAGAUGGUUGGGGUUACAUUACAUAUAGAUAGCAGGACUAGCAAUACCUGUGACCAUAACUUUGAUACUUGUUGAGAUAAGUCUUAGGGCACAAUAGUCAAUGGAGACAGGACAGUUCCUGUGGAUCAGGAGAAAUGGGUAAUGUUUUGACUUUUACCUGCUAUGGUUGAAGAAUACUGAAGUUUUGGACUGCAACUGUCCCAGAGCAGCUGCUGUUGCCUUUAGGGAAACAUCAAGCCUCAGGUUGACUUUCUUGCUCUGUCCACUGGAAUUCACAACCCCGUUCUCUGUAUGCUGAAAGCGCUCCAGCAUUUCCGUACGCUGAUCCCAAACCCUGCCCCUCUCUGCCAUAGCCAGUGACAGCAGAAGCAGGGAACCGCACGCUAGGCGGUUACGCUGCGGAGUGGCUGCUGGGCGAAGGACCACGCGAAUCCUGAGGGCCCCGUGGGAGCACUAGAUGGCCGUAAGUGGCAAGCAGCUCGUUUGACCACACAUCCAUGCUCCGUCUACUUACGGUUAAUAUACAUGCUGUCUGUAUAUAGAACUGCUGCUGGAACUAAGUAUGUAUGUUUUAAGUAUUUUAUAGACACUAGUAUUUCCUUUUGCUUUUCUGUAAAGCUUGUAAUUUUGUUCAUCUUUUGUAAAAAUCCUUAUUCAUGUGAAGCUGGAUGAGUAAGUAAAAAAAAACAACUAGUGUGCGUACAAAUGUAUUUGUGGUCACAGUUGUGAGUUGGAAAAUGCUGAACGAAAUUAACUUUGGGAAAAGCUGGAAUAUUCACUCAAGGUCAGCGCCAGGUGAAGGAGGUAAAAGAGGGACAGAAGCAAGUUUUUGUAUUUGAACAGGCUGUGAAGAGUCAUUAGGAUUAGUACUUCUUAGAAGUAUUUUGACUGGCUUUGCAUCUGGCUUUAAGUUGUGUUACGACACCGGAUGCAAAAAAUUGUAUAUGUAAUGCACUUGACUGUGUUUACCAGGAGGUACCUUAUUAGCAUCUCUGGAAAGAAAGCUGCGUAUGGUAUACCUGCUAUAAAGACAGUUUAGAAACAGUGAGAUACGAUGCUGCUAAUAUGUAGAAGUUUUAGCACAGAGUAGUGCAAUUCCUUAAUGAACUUGAGCAAGAGCAGAUUGUUGCUCAGUUACCUUAACAAUAUAUACUCAUAUAACGUAGACUCUUGAGUUUUAAUCUUAUUAAGAGCUUUUUAUAUUAAAAAAUACAUAAUAUAUAUGCUUUUCCCCCCCCUAAAGCAAAGCAUGGUCAGCGGGCCCAGCGGGGGGUUCGGGUCUCGGCAGGAACCCGGCCGGGGCCGGCUUUGCAGGAGGAGCCGCGGGGCGGGGGGAGCCCUGCGAGCCCCCCCCCUUCGCCCAGAGCCUGCGCCGUGCCCCCCGGCCCCUCCCCGCCGUGCAGCCGGGGGGGCGGCGGGCGGGCAGACAGACAGACAGACGCCCCGCUGCAGGCAGGCAGACAGACAGACAGACAGACAGACGCCCCGCUGCAGGCAGGCAGACAGACAGACAGACGCCCCGUACCUCGCCGCUGUGUGGAGCUCAGUGCUUCGCUCGGAGACUCUUACAGAAGUCUGGCUGCCCCAAAACCCCACAGAACUAUUCAGAUGCAGAACUGAUUUUGGUGAUAAAGAAUUACUUAAAAGAAAUUGAAGAAUGUGUUUUCUACAUUCAUCUUCCAAUUCUGAAGGAAAAUUAUUUCUGCAGCCUCAAAAAAACCCCCAAACCCCACCUUGUGUAAGUAGCAAUAAAAUAUUUAACCAUGCCAGAUUACAGUGCACAUUAAGUUUUUUUAAAUGCAAGACUGUGGUAUGUUGGUGGUGAUAGUGAGGGAACUUUCUUGUUCAGGAUCUUACUGUUGGUGGCAUUACUAGUACUGUGCUUUUAAAUGUUUUAAACCUUUAUAUAGUAUUUUAAAGUGGGCUGGAAGAUUAAGUUGUUGAGCUACUGCUUAUUAAACAGUUCUUAAAUUUAAAAGUUUUUUUUUUUUUUUU